Molecule: messenger RNA, 1647 nt
Organism: Oryza sativa Japonica Group (Japanese rice)
Lineage: Eukaryota; Viridiplantae; Streptophyta; Magnoliopsida; Poales; Poaceae
Source: RefSeq, a predicted model, not a curated record
AUGGCGGCGGAGGGAGAUCAUCUAUCAACUCCGGCGGAGGGAGCUCCUCGCCUGGCCGCCGCGCCGCAACCGAAGCGCCACCACUCUACUGAGGAGGCAGCAGCCAUGGCGCAUUGGCGCCAGUGCCACGAAGCAGACGCUGCACGCCGCGUUGUCGUGGUCGACUUCGUCGUAGUGGCGGAAUAUUUGUGUCUUGGCGCUGCGUUCGGGCGUCACGCCGGCAAUGGUUGUGCUGCUGCUGCUGGCUCGCUUGAGGGACGAGACGAGCUACCUCAACAAGCCGCCAGGAUGGAGCCUGAGGAGGAGCUAUGGAAUGAAUGGGAGAUACAAGUGUUGGUGCUGGUGAGCUUUUCCCUGCAAGUGUUCCUCCUCUUGCUCUCGGGCAUCAGGAAGCGUACAACCUCCAAUGUCUUGAGCAUAUUCAUAUGGCUCGCAUAUGUGUCGGCUGACUCCCUCGCCAUCUUCGUCCUUGGCCAUCUUGCGCUCCACAUCAAUGGCCGGCGCCAUGGUCUGGUGCUCUUCUGGGCGCCGUUUAUGCUUCUUCACCUUGGUGGCCAGGAGACAAUCACAGCCUUCUCCAUGGAGGACAACAUGCUGUGGAAGCGUCACCUUCUGACCCUCGCCACCCAGGUGGGUUUGGCCGCCUAUGUGGUUGGCAAGCAGUGGCAGGGAGACAAGCAGCUGCUGGCUCCCAUGGUGCUCAUAUUCAUCUCAGGUACCAUCAAGUAUGCUUGCAGAACAUCGGCACUCAUGUUUACUGCUGAACAAACAACACCUGGGAGUAAUCUUGGCAUGCAGGCAAAGGGUUGGUCAGCUAAUUGGAAACAUUAUUCGACUAAUAAUUGGAUGAUGAAUGAGGUGCACACUUACAACGAACUUUUGUGGGAAGCCAACGCAGGCUGGACCUUAUACAUGGCCUUCCUGAUGGAUAUGACACCGCUGAUAUCUAGGCCUGAAACCUAUUCACUGAAAGGGCUCCUGUCGAAGGAACACCGAGUCUAUGUCUCUUAUAAGCUAGCUGAGCUCCAGCUCUCGAUUGUGUAUGACUACUUCUACACCAAGCUUGGAGUGUAUUUUGAGCCCGAGGAACGACUAAAUGGUCGCUUCGCCCAGCUUGCUACAUUGGGCUCCACCUUUGCAGCCUUGUUUCUAUUUGCCAGGGGUAAUUUCAGCUACGAUAGAGCCGAUAUUGUUGUGUCUUACAUAUUGCUAAGUGGAGCUUUCAUUCUAGAGAUACUCUCUGUUUUUAUUGUUGUCUCAUCAUUCUGGGCAUACUUCAUGGCAACUGUAUCUGAUUUCCUUUGUACUAGAUGUCAUGAUGUGAUCUUCAGCAUCGUCAAGCUUGUCCAUCCAGAGAGCAAACCACAAUGGUCCCAAAAGUUGGCACAGUACAACCUCAUCAUCGGAUGUAUAAAGCAGAAGAGAGCAGCAGCUGGCAGUUGUUUACUGAAAUGCAUGAAGCGUGUGAUCGGCAUCCAGCCCAGCACUAUGACUCAUGUCGACAUCUCUCAUGAGCUGAAGAAGCUCGUCCUUGAUAAGCUACUACAGGUUGGAAGCAGAUUGCAUCCAGAUGAUGUGUGGGGACAUCAGCAAAUUCACCGGCCAAUGGGCAAAGUUGGAGCUCAUGAGGAGCAAACUGCACAUUGA